GUGCAUGUUCAUAACAUUUUUCUAGCCGUUGCGUUGAAUCUUUUUGAUCGGUCAUUUCAUCUGUAGACUCCAAUAUCAUAUGGCAUAAUCAAUGACCAUUCCAUUAAAUCCGUUACCUCCGCCCUCUUUCUCUUCCAACACGAAUGCCACCUCGCCCGCUCCGUCCUCCGCGCGGAUUCCGACGCUUCUGGAUCCCACUGGGACCGUGGGUCUUGGGCAUUCCCAGACCCCGACGACCAGGAGGAUUGCUGCCUCCGCGACUACUGCCACGACCUGGACCUCCCCUCCCAGCUUGAGAGGAAGAUUGUCGGUUUGUGUUGGCACUGUUUUCAUUGCCAUCAUCAACAUCCAUCUCGUCGUCCCGCUGGGACUUUUUCUUCUGCGCCUGUGCCAUCUUGAUCUUUCCGCGCUGGCCGCGGCGGAUGGCAUCAGGUCCAGCAACGGCCUGUACAUACGCGUUGAUUCCGCUCUCGCCGUUAUCGCCGUCUCCGCCAGCCAUAUCGAUGUCCUCGGCGUCGUCAUCACCGCCUAGAAGCAGACGGCCGUCAG
Molecule: messenger RNA, 549 nt
Organism: Aspergillus nidulans FGSC A4
Lineage: Eukaryota; Fungi; Ascomycota; Eurotiomycetes; Eurotiales; Aspergillaceae
Exons: 1
Coding region: 92-532 (146 amino acids)
Source: RefSeq, a predicted model, not a curated record